This is a messenger RNA of Archocentrus centrarchus (flier cichlid), 4133 nucleotides long. It is a transcript of the gene elp1, whose product is annotated as elongator acetyltransferase complex subunit 1. The coding region runs from base 117 to 4058 and encodes 1313 amino acids. Gene Ontology annotation, molecular function: protein binding; tRNA binding. The record is from RefSeq and is a predicted model, not a curated record. The transcript has 36 exons. Gene Ontology annotation, biological process: tRNA wobble base 5-methoxycarbonylmethyl-2-thiouridinylation. Gene Ontology annotation, cellular component: elongator holoenzyme complex; cytosol. NCBI's taxonomy places the organism in Eukaryota, Metazoa, Chordata, Actinopteri, Cichliformes, Cichlidae.
GUUGUGAGUCUGACGCUGCCACACGCAUGUUGUUGAUGUUGGAGACUGGAGCGGCUUUAUUACCUCAGCUUGUUUCUUUACGGUCCUGCUCGGCCUCUGGAGGCUCCUGAGGGGAAAUGAGGAAUCUGAAGCUCCUGAAGAGCCUUCGGAGCUCGGAGCUGCAGGGUCCCGGCUCGCCGCUGUGUUUCUCCGUGCGGGCGGACACCGGCGCGCUGCUCAUCGCGUCGCAGUACUCCAUCACAGAGUACGACCCCCGGACUGGCCAGGUUGUCAGCGAAGCCUCUCUGACAGCGGACGCCUUCCUCCCGGAGGACGGCAGCGGCGCCGUGGUCGGACUUCAGGACCUGGCUGAACUGGAGUCAGCGUGUUUGGCCACGGCAGGCGGUGACGUCGUUCUCUUCAACCUCAACACCUGCCAGUUGGAGUGUGUCGGCAGCGUUGACAGCGGCCUUUCCUCGAUGAGCUGGAGUCCUGAUGAAGAGCUCGUCAUCCUCACUACAGGUCAGGAAACCAUCAUCAUGAUGACCAAAGACUUUGAGCCAAUCACAGAGGUCGGAAUCCACCAGGACGAUUUCGGUGAAGGGAAGUUCAUCAGCGUGGGUUGGGGGAAGAAGGAGACUCAGUUUCAUGGCUCAGAGGGGAAACAGGCGGCACAGAGGAAGAUCCAGGAGGUGCAGCCCGCCGUAGCCUGGGACGACCGCAGGCCGCGGGUGACGUGGCGAGGUGACGGGCAGCUGUUUGCCGUCAGCGCCGUGUGUCCUCAAAGCGGAGCCAGAAAGGUCCGGGUCUGGAACAGAGAGGGUGUCCUGCAGGCCACCAGCGAGCCCAUCAACGGCCUGGAGCAGGCGCUCUGCUGGAAACCCUCAGGCAGCCUGAUCGCGAGCACUCGGCGGCAUCCCAACAAGCACAGUGUGGUGUUCAUGGAGAAGAACGGACUGCUGCACGGAGACUUCGCUUUGCCGUUCGGCAAAGACGAAGCGAAGGUGAAGGAGCUGCUGUGGAACAGUGACUCCACUGUUUUAGCCAUUUGGUUGGAGGACCUGACCGCCGGAGAGGACGGACGGGUCAACACUUACAUCCAGCUGUGGACGGUGGGAAACUACCACUGGUACCUGAAGCAGAGCCUGGAGUUCGGCAGAGACCCUCAGAAGGCUCCGGUCUGCGUCUGCUGGGACCCCGAGCGCCCCCUACGGCUCCACGUGGUGACCCGCAGCUGGACCAGCGUCAGCUACGACUGGGGCUGGACGACAGAACGGAGCGCCGGGCUGGAUGCCGACGACGACGCCGGUGUAGCCGUCAUAGAUGGAGAAAAAAUCCUGGUGACGACCUUCCGGCAGUCCGUGGUUCCUCCUCCCAUGUGUUCCUUCGAGCUCCAGUUAAAAUCACCAGUUAACCAGGUGACGUUCCUGUGCCGACCUCAGGGGACCAAUCAGCUGGCAGCGCUCACCGCUGAUGGACAGAUUUCAGUCUACGCCCAAGAUUCAGGAGAAAAAGACGACAAAUCAGCAGACGGGUUCAGGGUCGUGUCUCGUCCUCUCGUCCUCCAGAAAACCUUCAGACCCACAGUUGUUCGGGAUGUUCCUCUGGCUCUGCGGCAGCUGCUGUGGCUGCAGGAUGAGCUGUUUCUGGGGGUCAUUCCCGGUCUGCUGCCAACCUCCUCCACCCUGCUGAUGCUCCGCCCCACUCGGGAUGCUGGUGAUUCCCUCGCUGUCGGGUCGGAGGUGGAAGUGGACGGCGUUGUGGUCAGUGUGGUCCAUUCCUCUCAGACUGGAACUGUGGCCCUGCAGCUGGAAGAUGGACAGAUGAGGAAACUGCUCUGGGAUCAUCCUGAGCCGUCAGUGGAAGGUUGGUGUGACUCCAGGGGCUGCAGCAUCAACUUCCCUGUUCCCUGUGUCCAGAUGGCCCUCUGCAGCAUGAGUGGGGAGGAAUACCUGCUCGGCUUGACGGAGAGAUCCCACCUGUAUGCCGGAGACUCAGAGCUCGCCUCCAAUGUUUCUUCCUUCGCUGUUUGUAACGACUUCCUCCUCGUCACCACUCACUCACACACCUGCCGAUGCCUCCAGCUGAGCACGCUCACGGUCAAAGGGCUGCAGGCGGCUCUUGCCUCCGAUGGAGGUCAGAAUGAUGAGACGCUUCGGCGAGUGGAGAGAGGAUCCAGGAUCGUCACUGUGGUGCCGCAAGACACCAGAGUGAUCCUACAGAUGCCUCGUGGGAAUUUGGAGACCAUACAUCACAGAGCUCUGGUGUUGGCUCAGCUCAGGAAGUGGCUCGAUGGUUUGAAAUUCAGAGAAGCUUUUGAAUGUAUGAGGAAGCUGAGGAUCAGCCUGAACUUCAUUUAUGAUCACAACCCAAAGGUGUUCCUGGAGAACAUAGAGACCUUCAUCACACAGCUCAACUCCAUCAACCACAUCAACCUCUUCCUCACUGAACUCAAAGAGGAGGAUACCACCAGCAGCAUGUACCCCCGUCCUGAAAGCAGCCCGGUCCAGGCUCCGCCCACCUCGAGCCAGAAGAAAGUAGACGUGGUUUGUGAUGCUUUACGGAGCGCCAUGGAGUCUAUGGAUCCAAACAAGUUCUGUCUGUCCAUCCUUACUGCUCAUGUGAAGAAGACGGUUCCUGAGCUGGAAACCGCUUUGCAGAAGGUCCACGAGCUUCGAGAGAACCCUCCUGAAGCUCCUGCUGCUGUGAGCGCUGAAGAGGCGUUAAAGUACCUCCUCUUCCUCGUCAAUGUCAACGAGCUUUAUGAUUACUCGUUGGGAACGUACGACUUUGACCUCGUGCUCAUGGUGGCGGAGAAAUCCCAGAAGGAUCCUAAAGAGUACCUUCCCUUCUUGAACAUGCUGAAGAGCCUGGAGCCAAACUACCAGCGCUACACCAUCGACAAACACCUGAAACGCUACAGAAAGGCCCUGCACCAUCUCAGCAAGUGUGGAGAGGAACAUUUCCCUGAAGCUCUGCAGCUCGUGAAGGAGCAGAAACUCUACAGUGAAGCUCUGAGACUGUACCCAGCAGACAGCCCUCACUACCAGACUCUGAGCUGUGCCUACGCUGAGCACCUGGUGGAGCAGCAGCAGGCGGAGCAGGCCGGCCUGCUGCUGUGGCGAUGUGGGGAGCCGGCGCGCGCCCUGCAAGCUUUCGCCACCAGCUCCAGCUGGAGGAACGCCGUCUGUGUGGCGCAGCAGAUACCGCUGCCGCCCGACCAGCUGGCUCUGCUGGCCAGAGACCUGGCAGAGAAGCUGCAUGAGCAGAGGCGCUACUCAGAAGCUGCUCUGCUGCUGGACCAGUACGCUAAAGACUGUGAGGAAGCCAUUUUGGCUCUGAUCACCGGUGCAGUCUGGGAGGAGGCGCUCCGAUUGAUUUACAUGCACGACAGACGAGAUAUCACUGAAACCAACCUGAAACCUGCCAUCUUAGAAGCUGUAAGUACUCAGACCUCCUUCCUGGAGGCUCAGGUUGGGACCUUCGCUCGACACAAGACCCGCCUGGCUGUGGUUCGAGAGCAGAAGGAGAAAGCCAGACUGGACAUGCUCGAUGAAGACGGUCCAGACUGCGUGGAUGCUGAACUUUACUCUGAAGCCAGCAGCGUGAUGACCGGCUCCAAAUACUCUCAGAGUAACUCCCGCAUCUCCUCGAGAUCAUCGAAGAACCGGCGGAAAGCAGAGAGGAAGAAGCUCAGCUUGAAGGAAGGAAGUCCAAUGGAGGACAGAGCGCUGAUGUUCGCCCUGGGUGAGAUCAUCACCGCUGUGGACAAGAUGAGAGAGGAGGUCCACAACCUGCUGAAGGUCCUGGUGCUGUUCCAGUUUGACAAACAGGCAGAGAAGCUGCAGCAGACCUACGAGGAGGCGCUGCAGGUGAUGGAGGCAGCGGUUCCUGAGGUGUGGCCCGAAGGCCUGCAGACCAGCCAGGGCCCGCUCACGGGGCCGAACUCCACUGCAAACAGCAUCAUGGCUUCUUUCCAGCAGCAGCAGAGACCAGCAGCUUCACAGCAAGACACCGAGGUCCCGACCCCGCCGAAGAUGAGAAACGGUGUCAGGUGGAAGCUCAGCGUUCUGAAGUAAAUGUUUACUUUUAAUUGAUUUCUAACUGUAAGGCCAAAUGCUAAUUAUGUAAUAAAGAUUCAGUUAUUGUCUCCA